AUGGGGAGGUUGACGCGAUUAUUGAUUGGGGCAGAUGUGACCAGAAGAAGCGGCGAUGCCACAUCAUUUUCAAGCGCAGUCUCAAUAUCUUCCACUGUAGAAUUGACACAGAAGCUCAACUCCAAACUCAUCUUGUUGCAGGAGGAGCGUACCGUACAGCAUAUUCAACCAGCUGGAGCUCACAAUGGUUAUUACGCUUGCGAUGGCCUUGACCUUCUGGCCCAGGGUAGUCAGUAUCUCAACGUGGGCAUAGUUAAGAAGUACAAGGGAAUACCGGCACAAAUUUGA
Messenger RNA from Penicillium macrosclerotiorum, 288 nucleotides. RefSeq lists its product as uncharacterized. The coding region runs from base 1 to 288 and encodes 95 amino acids. NCBI's taxonomy places the organism in Eukaryota, Fungi, Ascomycota, Eurotiomycetes, Eurotiales, Aspergillaceae. The record is from RefSeq and is a predicted model, not a curated record. The transcript is spliced from 2 exons.